Hyaloscypha bicolor E is the source of this 240-nucleotide messenger RNA. RefSeq lists its product as uncharacterized. The transcript has a single exon. The record is from RefSeq and is a predicted model, not a curated record. Lineage: Eukaryota; Fungi; Ascomycota; Leotiomycetes; Helotiales; Hyaloscyphaceae. Bases 38 to 196 code for a protein of 52 amino acids.
AGAGAAGAUUGAGGGUGUUUAUACGGAUGCAUUGAGGAUGGUAUGGAUUGUUGGGGCGGCGAUUUGUGGGGUCGGGUUUCUCUUGGUGUUUGUCGAGAAGGAGAUUAAGUUGAGGACGGAGUUGAAGAGCGAGUAUGGGAUGAAGGAGCAGAAGAAGACGAACAGUGGGGAUGCUGGUGUUGAGGCUGGCGAUUAGAUCUCUCAUGGUGUGUGGCAGCAUUCUUUAUUGUCAGAGAAAAA